AUGUUUAAUAAUUAUAAUUUUAAAACUAAAAAUAUAACAAUAAAUGGAGAUAUUACAUUCUUUACCAUUGAUAUCGUUUUAAUAUUCUUAUAUAUUUCUCUAUUAAUUUUUACAACUGCAUAUACAAAAAUAAAAAUUAAUAGAGAAGGAUUAAUUCAUGAAAAAUAUAUAGGAGAUAUACUCUAUGUAGUUCAUACAUUGGGUACAUUAUGUUUGUUAACUUUAUUUUCAUGUAUUUCACUUUUACUAUUUUCAAUAUACAAUAGGGGGAAUUGUUAUAAUAUUGAUUUGAAAUUAUAUAAAAAAGGAGUAAUAAUAAUAAAUUUGGUGGUAUAUUUUAUUGUAUUUUCAAUGAUUUUUUAUGAAUUAAUGUUUUCUCUAAAAGAAAUGAAAUCAUUUAAUACACUACCCUACUCAAAACCUCAAAAAGCAAUUCAAUUUUUUGUAUCCGUAAUAUAUUUAUUUUUUGGUGUUUUAUCAUUUUUUAUUGGUGACAUGUCUUUAUUUAAAAUUGUAAAAGAAUUCAAUAGAGAUGAUGGGUAUUACAUCAAUUCAUUUACAAAAUUUAAAUUUAAAUUUGGAAAAGUUUUAAUAUUCAGUAUGUUAUAUUUCUUUGUUCGUUUUAUUAUUACAAUAACAUUAAUUUUCACACCAAUCGAACAAACACAUGGUAUUUUUGAAAUUAUUUUCUAUAGUUUAUUCGAAAUUCUUCCAAUAUCACUAGCAAUAUGGAUAAUAGACAAACUUGAAAAUGAAGCAAUUGAAUUAAAAGAUUCAAAUGAAGAACCAGAUAAAUUCUCUCACUUAAAAGAAGAAGAAAAAAUAUAA
This is a messenger RNA of Dictyostelium discoideum AX4, 828 nucleotides long. RefSeq lists its product as hypothetical. The record is from RefSeq and is a predicted model, not a curated record. NCBI's taxonomy places the organism in Eukaryota, Evosea, Eumycetozoa, Dictyosteliales, Dictyosteliaceae. The transcript is spliced from 4 exons. The coding region runs from base 1 to 828 and encodes 275 amino acids.